Molecule: messenger RNA, 1236 nt
Organism: Phytophthora sojae
Lineage: Eukaryota; Oomycota; Peronosporomycetes; Peronosporales; Peronosporaceae
Exons: 1
Coding region: 1-1236 (411 amino acids)
Biological process (GO): fatty acid beta-oxidation; phenylacetate catabolic process
Cellular component (GO): peroxisome
Molecular function (GO): acetyl-CoA C-acyltransferase activity
Source: RefSeq, a predicted model, not a curated record
AUGAACCGCAUCGACCGCAUCCGCUCGCACGUGGCCCACGGCUCGCCCGUGCCCGUGACGCCCGAGGAGGACGUGGUGAUCGUGUCGGCGCUGCGCACGCCCAUCACCAAGGCCCGCCGCGGCGGCUUCAAGGACACGACGCCCGACGUGCUGCUGGGCCACGUGCUGCAGGCCGUGCUCAAGCAGGCCAAGGUGGACCCCAAGCUCGUGGGCGACGUCGUGGUGGGCAACGUGCUGCAGCCCGGCGCGGGCGCCGGCAUGGCCCGCAUGGCCCAGCUGGCCGCGGGCAUCCCGCACACGGUGCCGCUGCACGUGCUCAACCGCCAGUGCAGCUCCGGCCUGCAGGCCGUGGCCAACGUCACGGCGGCCAUCAAGGCUGGCUACUACGACAUCGGUAUCGCGGCCGGCGUCGAGUGCAUGUCGCUCGCUGGCAUCGGCAAGGACGCUCCCACCGUCAACUGGGAGCGCGUCGGCGCCGUGCAGGACGCCAUGGACUGCACCGUGCCCAUGGGCAUCACGAGCGAGAACGUGGCCGAGCAGUUCGGCAUCUCGCGCACGAAGCAGGACGAGCUGGCCGCGCUGUCGCACGCCAAGGCCGCGGCCGCGCAGGCCAACGGCUGGUUCAAGGAGGAGAUCACGCCCGUGUCGACCAUCCUCAAGGACAAGGAUGGCAACGAGAAGUCGGUCAUCAUCUCGCAGGACGACGGCGUGCGUGCCGGCACGACCGUGCAGAAGCUGGCCAAGCUCAAGCCCGCCUUCAAGGAGGGCGGCUCCACCACGGCCGGCAACUCGAGCCAGGUGAGCGACGGCGCGGCCGCCGUGCUGCUCAUGCGCCGCUCGGUGGCCAAGCAGAUGGGGCUGCCGAUCCUCGGCCGCUUCGUGUCCUUCGCGGUGGCCGGUGUGCCGCCUGCCGUCAUGGGCAUCGGCCCCGCCCUCGCCAUCCCGGAGGCUCUGCAGAAGGCCGGCCUGACGAAGGACCAGAUCGACGUGUACGAGAUCAACGAGGCCUUCGCCAGCCAGGCCACGUACUGCGUCGAGAAGCUCGGCAUCCCCAUCGAGAAGGUGAACCCGAAGGGUGGCGCCAUUGCUCUGGGCCACCCUCUGGGCUGCACGGGUGCUCGCCAGGUGUCCACGCUGCUGUACCAGCUCAAGCGGAAGAACCAGCGCUACGGAGUCAUCUCCAUGUGCAUCGGCACGGGCAUGGGCGCGGCUGCUGUCUUCGAGCGCGAGCUGUAG